AUGGAGGUCCUGGAUGACGUCAGCACAGAGUCAGUCGACGAAAACGAAGAAGCCUUAAAGAAAGUUCUGGUCCAACAAGGUGAUGAAGAGCGCUUCUCUCUUCUCGGCUCAGGUUUAGUCGAGGAGGAAGAAAAAGAGUUGGAAGCAUUCUUGCAAGCAAACAUAGAUGUCUGUUCAAACCGUCAAGAAGUGGGGGCAGGAGUGGUGUUGGUAUCACCAAAUGGGCGAAUCUUAGAGCAGUUUAUUCAUUUGGGGUUCAAAGUCUCAACUAAUAAAGCAGAAUAUGAAGCGCUAAUCACAGGAUUAAAGUUAGCAGAAGCAAUGGAAGCCGAUGAGGUGGUAGUCUUUUGUGACUCCCAACUUAUUGUGAACCAGGAAACAGGAGAGUAUACAGCCCGAGAUGAGAGAAUGAUAACCUAUGUCAAAGAGAUUGUUAGACUGCUAGCCUUGUUUCAGGAUUGCCGACUACAGCAG
Molecule: messenger RNA, 474 nt
Organism: Camellia sinensis
Lineage: Eukaryota; Viridiplantae; Streptophyta; Magnoliopsida; Ericales; Theaceae
Source: RefSeq, a predicted model, not a curated record